Messenger RNA from Myotis davidii, 2095 nucleotides. It is a transcript of the gene NCBP3, whose product is annotated as nuclear cap binding subunit 3. Bases 1 to 1689 code for a protein of 562 amino acids. NCBI's taxonomy places the organism in Eukaryota, Metazoa, Chordata, Mammalia, Chiroptera, Vespertilionidae. Gene Ontology annotation, cellular component: cytosol; nucleus. The transcript is spliced from 15 exons. Gene Ontology annotation, molecular function: mRNA binding; RNA 7-methylguanosine cap binding. The record is from RefSeq and is a predicted model, not a curated record.
AUGGCAGUGGAGCUGGAAGCCAUGGGGCGUCCCCUUCCCGCCCCUCCGAGCCCGUCUGUGCCCGGGGACACAAGCAGAAGGUAUGAAAACAAGGCUGGCAGUUUCAUCACUGGAAUUGAUGUCACCUCCAAGGAAGCAAUUGAAAAGAAAGAACAGCGAGCCAAGCGCUUUCAUUUACGAUCAGAAGUAGAUCUUGCCCAAAGAAAUAUAGCCUUGGACCGAGACAUGAUGAAGAAAGCAAUCCCCAAAGUGAGACUGGAGACGAUCUACAUUUGCGGAGUAGAUGAGAUGAGUACCCAGGAUAUCUUUUCCUAUUUUAAAGAAUACCCUCCGGCUCACAUUGAAUGGCUGGAUGAUACCUCCUGUAAUGUGGUUUGGCUGGAUGAAAUGACAGCCACACGAGCCCUUAUCAAUAUGAGCUCUCUGCCAGACCUGGAUAAGAUAAGAAGCAGGGAUGCCAAUGAGGACAAGUCAUCUGAGAAAAGCAAAAAAGACAAACAGGAUGACAGUUCAGAAGAUGAGGCUGAAGAAGGAGAAGUUGAAGAUGAAAACUCAAGUGAUGUAGAGUUGGAAACAUUAUCUCAGGUAGAAGAAGAGUCUCUGCUAAGAAACGAUCUUCGUCCAGCUAAUAAACUUGCUAAAGGAAAUAAGUUAUUCAUGAGGUUUGCUACAAAAGGUAAUCUCAUCAUUGAAGGAAUUCUUAGUAAUUCUUGGAAGCGAAGAUACCAUUCCCGUCGCAUUCAGCGGGAUGUGAUCAAGAAGAGAGCCAUGAUUGGGGAUGAUGUUGGCUUGACGUCCUAUAAACAUCGACAUUCCGGACUGGUGAAUGUUCCUGAGGAACCCAUUGAAGAAGAGGAGGAGGAGGAGGAGGAGGACCAGGACAUGGAUGCUGACGACAGGGUGGUGGUGGAGUACCAUGAGGAGCUCCCGGCUCUCAAGCAGACCCGGGAGCGGAGCUCCUCCAGGAGGUCCAGUGCCAGCAGCUCAGACUCCGAUGAAAUGGACUAUGACCUAGAACUGAAAAUGAUUUCCACUCCUUCACCAAAGAAAAGCAUGAAAAUGACUAUGUAUGCUGAUGAAGUGGAAUCUCAGUUGAAAAAUAUUAGGAACUCCAUGAGGUCAGAUACUAUAUCAACAAGCAAUAUCAAAAACCGAAUCGGUAACAAAUUGCCACCUGAGAAAUUUGCAGACGUCCGACAUUUAUUAGAUGAGAAACGUCAGCACACACGUCCACGGCCGUCCGGCAGCAGCACUGCAUCAGAUAUACGCCAGCGGUUAGGAAAAAGACCACAUUCUCCAGAAAAGGCCUGUAACCCCGUCGUUCGGAGAGAGCCCUUUUCUGAUGUUCACAGUAGGCUAGGUGUUCCCAGGCAAGACACUAAAGGCCUCUAUUCUGAUACUCGGGAGAAGAAAUCAGGUAGUUUAUGGACUCGCUUAGGAUCUGCAUCCAAGACCAAAGAAAAGAACACGAAGAAAGUGGAUCGUAGGGCCCCUGGCACUGAGGAAGAUGACUCCGAGCUGCAAAGGGCAUGGGGGGCUCUGAUAAAGGAGAAAGAACAGUCUCGCCAAAAGAAGAGCCGCUGUUACCAGCACCCUUUUCCCAAGAAAAGUCAAUUCCCAGGUGCUUAUUGGACAGCCUUCGAGGGGGAAGAUGAGGGAAGCUGCCAGCUCACUCUUCCAGGACCCUAGUGUGGGGGCCGAAUCUCAUGGACCUGACCUCAGAGGUGCACCAGUGCUGCCCAGGUAGAUCGCAGACACAGCGUCGGUCGUGCUUCCGUUCCUCCUGGAGAUGCCUGUUAGGGACCUCUUGUUGGCACUCGGCUUGCCGUGAAGAUCAAGUUCAGUACUGGGGGAUUUUUAGGAACAAAAAACUGUGACUUCCGGAUUUGGGAUGGAUUUUUUUGUGCUAGGGGUGGGGUCAUGGGGUAAUGUUGAACAAUUUCUAAGUCUGUAUUAUGUUUAAAAAAUAUUAAUGAUUUAAGGUUUAAAUUUUUAAUUUUUAUAUGUGAAAAUACUUCCUGUUGGCUACCAGGGAAGCUCAAGUGGUGUCUAAUGUGCUGUUAAAUAUAUAUUAUAUACUUUGGAAGAAGGCAAA